AUGUCAAAGUGGGACAAAGUGUUCAGUACCAACUUAACCGGACCAUGGCUAGUCUCCAAACACGUCUGCGUUUUUAUGCGCGACGCUAAACGCGGUGGCUCGGUGAUAAACAUCUCAUCAAUCUCCGGGCUCUGCCGCUGUUUAGUGCCAGGUUUAAUCGCUUAUGCUUGUUCCAAAGGCGGCGUAGAUACCAUGACGAGGAUGAUGGCUAUUGAGUUAGGUGUUUACAAUAUAAGAGUGAACACGAUCGCACCGGGGCUUUUCAAGUCGGAGAUCACACAAGAUCUUAUGCAGAAAGAGUGGCUCAAGAAGGCCAUCGAGCGGAUUGUCCCAUUAAAGAUUCAGCAGACCGUUGAUCCAGGGCUUACCUCUCUCGUACGCUACCUCAUUCACGAAUCUUCUCAAUAUGUCUCCGGCAAUACAUACAUUGUUGAUUCCGGAAGUACAUUGCCCGGUGUGCCUAUCUUUUCUUCUCUUUGA
Thlaspi arvense is the source of this 480-nucleotide messenger RNA. NCBI's taxonomy places the organism in Eukaryota, Viridiplantae, Streptophyta, Magnoliopsida, Brassicales, Brassicaceae. The record is from the annotation of a GenBank genome assembly.